GUUGAGGAGCUGCUCAGCUGCCUUUUUAUUGUUAUCACAAUAGGUGGCUUUAAGUUGUAAUGUAAACAUAUUUUUUACUUAUGCAAUCUUUGUGAAGAACAAAUGACUGAUCUUUUAGUGGAAAAUAUACAUUUUGAGUUCUGUUGUCUUUGAAUAUGUUGAAGUAUUGUUCGUUUCUCCACUGGCAGAAAACUGUAGAAGCUGACGGCUCCUCAGAUCAAACUGUGAUGGGAGCUCUCUAACUGUGACACAAAGACUGAUCUUUAGCAGUUUCCAUCUUCACUGGAUAAAUACUCUCUACAGAAGAACCUUUAAACUGGAAGGAGUUUUUCUUUUCUUUUCAACUAAAGACUCACUUCUGAAAUGGACAGAUGGAAACUGAUUUUUUUGACUGUAUCUUGAAUCCAAACACUGAAGAAGGAGAAUGAUUUUGAGGAGAUUUCAGGGAUAAAACUCCCAGACUGACGUUCAGAUACCUUUAGAUUUUUUCUGCAAAUCUUGAAGAGCUGCCAGACCCCACUCUUCAAGCCUCUAACUGUAGAAAACACGACUAAAGCUUGUCAGUUUGUGUUUUUCCUGAUAAAGCCCCGUCCACUUCAGCAGUGAGGAUGCGAUCUCCAGAACCGUCCUCACCUUCCACAGCAGAAGCCCUCCUUCAUGGCCAGUUUGCCAGCUGGGGCACAGGCAGCAACAGCAACAAUAACAGCUGCCCCAACAGCCCUGGUGGUCCGGGGGGGCUCUCCCCCGCUGCCUCCCCCACUCCGGCUCCGGCCUCCAACUAUGCCUUGACCCUCACCCACACCCACAUACAUAUCCAGCGACUGUCUCCACGGCCGGGGAAGGAAGCCCGUCUCCUGCUGCCUUUAUCAGAGCUGGUGGGCUGCAGCUGCCCUCGUGUCCCCGCGCCCCCUCUCCUGGUGCUGUACUGGUACCCGCCGGGCAAGCGACGGAAAGGGGUGUCUCGGCGCAGGCAGGUGAGGGCCUACCUGGCAGAGACCAGGACUGAAGCUGAGAGGUGGUCGGCUGCUAUACAGUGUCUUCUCAGAGGUGUGACCGUCACUGCUGAUACAGAAUUUUCAAGAAGUCUGCUACCUCGUCCCAGGCGACUACUGUUACUGGUCAAUCCCUUCAGCGGGAGAGGCCAGGCAAUGCAGUGGUGUCAGACCCACAUCCUGCCAAUGAUCAGAGAGGCAAACAUCAGCUACAACCUCAUACAGACAGAGCGUCAGAACCACGCCAGAGAGCUUAUCAGAGAGAUAUCGCUCCCAGAGUGGGAUGGCAUCAUCAUUGUGUCUGGAGACGGCCUGCUGCAUGAGGUAAUUAACGGGCUGAUGGAGCGUCCUGACUGGGAACAAGCAAUAAAAACACCUGUCGGCAUUCUUCCCUGUGGCUCCGGGAAUGCACUGGCUGGCUCCAUCAACCACCAUGCAGGGUAUGACAUGUGCCUUCGGGAGCCCCUCCUUUUGAAUUGCUGCUUUUUGCUUUGUCGAGGCGGUGUCCGACCUAUGGACGUGGUCUCUGUGACAACAAGCCCUCCCCCCUCCAACAGCAGUCGUACUGCAGCACCCAGGAGACUUUUCUCCUUCCUCUCUGUUGCCUGGGGCUUUGUGUCCGAUGUGGACAUUGAAAGUGAGAGGUAUCGUGGUCUGGGCUCAGCUCGCUUCACCCUGGGCACGCUGGUGCGCAUCGCGUCUCUUCGAUCCUACAAGGGUCGCCUGUCCUACCUGCCUCCGUCCAUCAGCAACACGUCACCAGAUGCCACACCUCCGCCGCCAAGGAGGCCCCUCUCCCGCAGCAUCACAGAAGGCCUGGAGGGCUUCUGUCGAACGCCCAUCCAUCGCACCUGCUCCGACAUGGGCAUCAGCGAACAGAGGAGCCUGCGGAAGGGCGAGGGAGAGAGGGAAAAGGAGGAGAGGCAGAGAGAAAGGGAGAGAAGAAGGGAGAGGGCUAGGGGAGGAGGAACUGGCGUGGUGAGGGCAAGCAGCCUGGCAGAGGACAGAGAGAGGGAGCGGGAGGGCGAGAUGGAGAUGGAAGCAGAAGAGGAGAGGUCGGGGACAUGUUCGGAGAGUUCAGAAUCGAUUGAAAGGGAUGAUUGCAAUAUUGGGAGAGGAGAAAGGUUGGCGGGGAUUAAGGACGAAAGGGAAGAUGAUGGAAGGGUAGAGCAAGACUCCAGUGAGAUGGAAGAGGAGGAUCGAGGGAGAGAUGGGGAAGGCAGUGGUGGCUCUGCAGAGGGGGAGAGUGUGAUGCGUGCAGGAGAGCUGGGGGAGAGCUGUGGAGUCGACAUGGGGCGAGAGGCCGAUGAAGAGCCGGAGAGUUGUCUCACUUACCAAGAUGAUCUUCAGGAAGCCAGACAGAAGCUGAGGAAGAAUUCAGCACCCUCGAGCCAGAUAGCAAACGCCCUCUUCAACCAGCCUCUCAGUCAGGACGCAGACGCAGAUUCAGGCCCUUCGUACGGGGUUGAGGACAUGGAUCUAAAUGGAACCUACUAUCAGAAAGAACCCUACCAACUGGACGUUUCUCGUGAGCGAUCUCUCACCAUCUCCUCUCCCUUUCGUCACUCUCCCUUCUCCUACAAGCCCAAGACCCUGGACCAAAACCAGAACACGUCCCGGCCGAGGCCCCUCUCUCUCCUCCAGCACUCCCACUCAAACUCCCUCCCUCCUAAACUCCCCUCCCUCUCCCUUUCUCUCUCUCCCACACCCCCGUCUUCCCCUUCAUGCGCCUCCCCUCACUCUUCAUCCUACCUCGUCCCCCGUCCCAACACCCCAAAUUCCACCUCGCCCUCGCCCUCCCUGCGCACACCGUCCUCAUCUUUUAACUUUGACAUUGCCGAGCCAGCAGGACCUCUGAAGAACCGUCCUUUCAUCCCACUGCCUUUAAAUAUCCCCAAGGAUGACUUGUUACCGCCCCUCGACCAGCCCCUUCCCACCAGAGACUGGGUCACCAUAGAAGGGGACUUUGUCCUGGUCCUGGCCCUUUAUCAGUCCCACCUCGGGGCUGAUCUUCAUGCUGCACCCCAGGCCAGGUUCGACGAUGGACUGAUCCACCUGACCUUUGUGCGGGCGGGGAUCUCCAGAGCCACUCUACUGAGACUGUUCUUUGCCAUGGAAAGAGGAACCCACCACUCCGUCAGCUCGCCGUAUGUGAGCCACAUUACCUGCAAGGCCUUCAGGCUGCAGCCUCUUUCUACUCGGGGGACGCUAACUGUGGAUGGAGAACUGGUGCCCUAUGGGCCGCUUCAAGCGCAGGUUCAUCCCUCCCUGGCUCGGCUCAUCGUUGGCGACUCUGGAGUGCAGAUUACCAGAUUCUAAUCAGGGAUUGGUUGGUCUGAUUGACAGAUACAGCACUCCACUGAAUUAUGUAAUCUCUGUUGUCAUCUUUAUUCUGAGCGAGAGGGCGGAGUAUCUGAGAGACUAAAAAUAGCCUGGAAUGCAGAAACUGCUUUUCUGAGGUUUAAUGAAAGGGAUAACCCACCGAGCCACGCAUCAUUGGAGCACGAUUGCAGGGAUUAAUAGCAAAUUUGAAAAUGGAUGAAAAAUGCGCCUCAUUGCACAGCUGUUGGAUUACGCUCGGCGUACCCUGAGAAGCAUGAAAACUGCACAGCCUGGGAUAGUAAGAGGGAAGAACAAUCGAAUGUUUAAGGAUUUUUUUUGUGUGCAGAUAGUGCAUGUGUUGGAUGUAUACAUAGUAGUAUGCAUGCAGAGAAGCACUACCUGAAUUUUGCCUUUUGAUGAGAUGGAAACAAAUCAGAUUAAAUUCAGAGAAAGUUAUUCUCAAACAUGAAAUUCCCUAAAAUAUUGAGAUUAACUGGGGUCAACACCCCAGUAAAACAUGCCCCAACCCUCUGUCUUCUACUCCGCCCCAAAUGUUUGAGUAUAAAAGCUUCCGUCCGUGAAAGGAAUGCCUUAUCUGACACUGGACAGUACAGUUGUACCUUUGCCCUUACUUUCUCUAACUUGUCGAAGAAACCCAAAUAUUCUUAAUAUCUGUCCACAUAUCAUAGUGUCCGUCCACUACAUCAGAGCUUAUAUACUCAGACAUACUGGUAGACCCACCUACCUACUGUUAUCUUGGAGCACACUACUCUCCACUGUUUUAAGCAUCAGUGGAGAAAAAUGUGGAUAAAUCUACACUUUAAUGACCAUUUUGUUCAUGCGUGACUCAGCGUAGAGCAGCGAGAUCAAACGUAGGAGCGAUGGAACCGUUGAACGGUGACCAUGACUGACAUUUUUGCAUAAUCUGCCUGUUUUUCUUAGCCAGUGGUUGCACGAUGAUGAUGUCAAUAAUAUCACACUUUUAGGUAUAUUGACUAUAAAAAAAAAAGCGAACAAAGCUUCUUUGUCCGUGGUUUUAGACUGUUCAUUUUCAACAAAUCAUACAGAUAUCUAGAAUAUGUCACUAUCUCUGAGCGCUCAUCUUUGGAAGCAUAGAGGACAUUAAAUGCCUCCGAUUAGCCGUAAGUAGUGCAAUUAUUUUGCACAAUAACUGGAGCUGAAGCAGCACAUAAAAUCACCAUGCUAGAAUGCAUUGUAACUUUUUACAGAGUAAUGCAGAGUCUGAUGCAACGCUUUGUCCUAGAAAUAGACGCACUAGUAUUAAUAGUCCUGAUAAUAAAUGGAUCACAUUACAUUCCUAGCCUGCAAAUAAUGAAAUGUCUCAACUUGAACAUAUAAAGCUUUGAGAUGUAGGACUGACUGAUUAUUAAAACCAUACAUAAAAUCCUGCUGUAGAGACAAACAAGGGCACGACACUAGAAUCCAGCAGCUCUCUGUUGUCACAGCAGAUCAUGAAAUAAACCAGUUGGAAGCAAAACAACUUUAAAUGUGUGAAACUAUCCAACAGCAGAGCCUAUCUGUUGACUUACAUGCUAAAUUGGGUUUUAAAUCUUGACAACUUUCCAAAUGAUUAUAUGCUCCUUAGAAAAAUCAAACCAGAGGUCUUGGAGCUCUUGUAGGAAUUGUCAUGGUUUAUAAAUUAAUUAUUUUUAAAUGUUAUAAUAAAGCCUGCUGAUGUUCUUGGUCUGGACAAAGGAAAAAUCAUAAGCAUGUGCAGUGUAUCAAUCAGUGAGAUCAUGUGCCGACUGCUUGGGUCAUACUGUAUGUCUUGGUCAUGCCUGGACAAAUCAAUGCCUUUGUAUAAUAAGCCUGUAAAUUCUGGCUGUUGAUCAUGAACUGUUAAAACCUGACUGCAGAAAAAAAUGGAGUAAAACUCUUUGCUCACCAGGCCUUUAUUUUUCUUCUUUUAUCGUUGUUUUUUUUUUUUUUUUUCAGCGCACAAUGCAGCUAGUCAACCACAACUACACUGUGCUUACACAGCUACAGAAUGUGAAUACAUUUUGAGUCUAGGCUUGUAACAGUACCAAAUAGAAGAAUCUAUAUACACUUUGAAUGGAGUUUUUUUGCCAAAAUGUUUACUCUCGAUGUUUAAGAGACUAGUUUACCUAAACAUUUUGUCGUCUAUGGCCAUAGAUCGCACCAUGGAGUUAUAGACCAAUUUGAUAAGACAAUGUCGGGGUUUAACCCCUCAAUUGAUAAUGCCAUAAAGAUGUCUGUAGUAGACUGCCUGUAAUGAAAUUGUAAUUAUUACUAAAAUCACAUGAAGAUAUGAAGUAUAUACAUACACAAUGUACAGUUAAUAGUUAUACAUGGUUUUGAAUAAAUGUAACUUGAUACGUUUGUCUGGA
Plectropomus leopardus (leopard coralgrouper) is the source of this 5683-nucleotide messenger RNA. RefSeq names its product sphingosine kinase 2 (gene sphk2). Gene Ontology annotation, biological process: phosphorylation; positive regulation of apoptotic process; sphingosine biosynthetic process. NCBI's taxonomy places the organism in Eukaryota, Metazoa, Chordata, Actinopteri, Perciformes, Serranidae. The record is from RefSeq and is a predicted model, not a curated record. Gene Ontology annotation, cellular component: membrane; intracellular membrane-bounded organelle; cytoplasm.